This is a messenger RNA of Quercus lobata, 1825 nucleotides long. Its product is annotated as protein GAMETE EXPRESSED 1-like. The record is from RefSeq and is a predicted model, not a curated record. NCBI's taxonomy places the organism in Eukaryota, Viridiplantae, Streptophyta, Magnoliopsida, Fagales, Fagaceae. The coding region runs from base 26 to 1798 and encodes 590 amino acids. The transcript has 6 exons.
UAAACAGUUUCAGUGUAAAGCUCAAAUGGGUCAUCAUCGUCAUCUUAUUCUUCUGUUGAUUUUAAUCUCAUGCUCAACAAAGUGCAUGUCAUGGGGUUGGUUCUCCUCGUCUGCAGAGACUCAAUUUGAUGAGAAAGCUUUUGAUACAAAGGAUAAUUCUGGCCCUGCAAAAUUCUCCAUGGAAGUUUUUAAUGAUCAGAAGGGAGCCAGGCUAGUAGAAGGUGCCAGAAUGAAAUUGGCUGGUUCAAACUCUUGUUGGCAAAACGCUUACCGGAAUCUCUUUGCCGGAUGCUCAGAUAUUUUUGCCGGGGAUGAGAAGCGGUCUAGAUUUGCUUGGCAUCUUGGUGAUUGCUUUCAAAAGGAAUCUGGCAGGCUGCCUUUUCCUCCUUGUGACCCAAAGUCUGCCAUGGCUAAAUGCUUAAAGGGCUUAAAUGAACAUGCUCAUAAGGUUUACCUUGAAUUCUAUCUUGAAACUAACUCCAUCUGCCAUCAGUUACAGGCCCAAGCAUUCAAGCAACAAACAGAGAGAUUGGUAAAUGAACUGAAAAUUUCAGCCCUACUAGCUGAAGACAAAUUAAAAAUAAUAGAAGGCAAAACAGAAUCUCUACUGCAGAACUCAAGUGAAAUUUAUGAUUCUUUGAAUUCCAUUGAUACUCGAAUUCAACUAGUAGCUCGAACAACUAAGAAUGUAGGUGAUCAUAUAGAUGUUGUUCUCAAGCAUUCAGAAGCUUUAUAUGAGCAAUCAGAGAAGCUUGCAGCUUCUCAAUCAGAGCUGCAAGAAGGACAAGUGGAAAUGAGGAAAAGUUUGGUGGAUGGAAUGGAAAUGCUUAAUGAUUCUUACAACAGUUUGGGCCAAGAAAUAGAUAAUUUAAAAAAUGAGGCCAUUGAAAUAGAGAAGGGGAUAAAUAAAGUUGGAGAUGCAAUGUUUAUGAAGAUGAAAAAUCUGCAAAUCAAAGUGGAUGACAUUCGGAAUUUGACAGGGAUUUCCUUAGAUAAGCAACAAGAAGUUAUAGAUGGACAAUCCACAGCUCUUGAGGGUCUUCAAAAUUUAACUAAAUUUCAAUCUGAAGCACUAGAAGAUAGCAGGAAUACUCUACAACAGUUUGCUGAAUAUGGCCAUAGACAGCAGGAAGAGCUUCUUCAGGGGCAAGAACAGCUUCAAAGAAUUCAUGACCACUUAAUGGAAAAUUCGAAGUCUAUUUUGGCAGCUCAGGAAUCUUUUGAAUCAAAGCAAGCAAACAUGUUUGUUGCUUUAGAUAAGCUGUUUGCUUUGCACAAUGCCAUGCUGCUUGAAUCGCGACUAAUUAAAGCCUUCUUUGUGUACUGUCUAUCAAUCUUCAUCAUCUACAUUUUCACUAGCACAAAGCAAACAUACAAAGUCAGACCCUGGCUAUAUAUCGGGCUGUUUGCUACUUUUGUCAUAGAAGUUGCAAUAUUUCGGCUUGCAACAAAUGAUAAUAUCGAACAAAGCACUUGGAUAAUAAAUUUGGUCAGGUCACUCUUUGUGCUUCUUGCCUCAAUUCAGAUUAUCCAUGCCAUAUGCACAUACAGAGACUAUGAAGUUCUGAACCAUCAGAUGCUACUAACAUUAAUUGAGCAGAUUAAUGGCAUGCAAAGAAAUGAGGAGUUGUCGUGGGACAUGGAUAGUGAUGUAAACUGGUCCUCAUGGAUUGACACUGACUUACCAGAAGAUGUGAACAAUUUUGAAGACCCUGACUAUAUGCUUCGAGAGGAAGUUGGAGAAAAUUCAAUCAUGACCACUUCAAUUAGAAGAAAUUAUAAUCUUCGCCACAAAUAGAUAGGACUGGCUCAAUGUAGUUCGAGA